Messenger RNA from Anopheles bellator, 5652 nucleotides. RefSeq lists its product as uncharacterized. Bases 1 to 5652 code for a protein of 1883 amino acids. Gene Ontology annotation, molecular function: protein heterodimerization activity; DNA binding; structural constituent of chromatin. Lineage: Eukaryota; Metazoa; Arthropoda; Insecta; Diptera; Culicidae. Gene Ontology annotation, cellular component: nucleosome. The transcript is spliced from 9 exons. The record is from RefSeq and is a predicted model, not a curated record.
AUGAUCUGUACGGACGACUGCACCUGCAGUCUGUGCCGGGAGCUGCGGGGCUACAAGCUGCGGGUGAAGCCCGCCCCGUCGAAGGCCGAUCGCGAUCCGGCGCGGGAUCGCGAGCCACAGUCGAAGUACUGCAAGAACUCGAAGCUGACGCGCAACGAUAACUUCAUACUGCGCCGGCGCACCUCGCAGGCCGACUUCCCGGAGGAGUGCUUCCCGGACCGGCAAGUGCCCCGCCAGCCGCCGGGGGGCGGCGGUGUCCGGAUGAAGAAGGCCCAAAGCUACAACGAGAUACCGAGCACCAAUCGCCACUACUACCAACCGAGCGCGAUGGGCUCGAAGAUGAUCAAGAGCACCAACAACCUGACGGAGGAGGACGGGGGUCGCCACGACGGUGACGACGAUUACUACAGCUACCUGGCACCGUCGCCCCCUCCGUCCGUGCCGCACGAGGGCCGGCCGCGGGCCGCCGGUGGCAACAAGAUCGAGCGGCAGAAGGACCACAAGGUGAUCAUCUACUUCGGGGACUCGAUCGCACACCGGAAGAGCGAUAAGUCGCGGCCGGCACCGCCUCCGCCGCGACCCCUGUCCGGUACGCCUCCACCCCCGAAGGCCAGUGAGUUGAACGUGUUCCACGCGGCGCGCCUCUGCGAGGAGUCGGUCAAGAUGCAGCUCCAGCGCGACGGCGGCGUCAAGCCGCCAACGGUGCGGGAGGCCCUCGAGAAGCCCCCCGCCCCCAGCCCGAAGCCCGGGAAGGAGUUUAUGCUGCAGCUCAAGUCGGUGCUCGAGGAGAAGAGUCGAUCGGCUGGCGCCGCUCCGGUCAGCGCGGUGCCGGACCGGACCGGUGCAGUGCCUCCGCCACCGGAAGCGAAACGGAACCACACGCAGGUGGUGGAGAUACGGCGCGUGGACAAGACGGUGGGGACGGUGACGGACCAGCCGUCACCGUCACCGUCACCGUUGCCAUCGUUCGUCGAGAGCGUCGUCGACGGAGUGAUCCACAUCAAGAUCGAGGAGAGCUUCAAGGUCGCCACCGACAUCGUGCAGGCCGUGUUCGAGGACGGCGGCCCGGAGGGAGGGGCCGGUGCCGGUGCCGAGUACGAGGACGACGUCGGGGACCCGUUCGACUGGAGCUUCGUGCAGAACUGGAGGGCACGACCGUCGGGGACAGCCGUGGCGAACGGGCAGGUCAGCUCGCCACCGCACCACAACAACAGCGCGAGCCAGCAGAGCAGCAGCAUCGGUCUGGCCGCCACCACCAACAACGGCGUGGCCGCCGGCGCCACCGCAAGCCACAGUGGGUCGGGUGGGGGUGGUACAGUGGCCGGCUGUAGCUUCCCGGGCAAUGGUCUGUCCCCGGGCAACCACUACAUAGCCUCGUCGAAUCCGAUCGCUUCGCCCGGCGCCCGUAUCCAGAGUCCGGCGGUCGCGACGCCCGCACCCAGGAUCUCGAAGGAGAUCGCACUCCGUCCGACGGGCGGGGUCUCCGCGAACGAUGGCUACAGCCGUAACUACAGCCUGUCCCCCACAAGCCAGCCCGGAGGGCAGCUCUCGGAGAACGGCCACCCGGCGUACGCGCCAUCCAGCGAACGGGACGGGAAGUCACUGGCCCUAGCGACGGACAGGAAAUCGCAUCCACCAGUGGCCCACACCGGUGGGGGCUACCAGCAGCAGCACGGAGGGCAGCAUCAUCAGCAUCACCCGCAGCAGCAACAGCACCACGCCGGCCAUCAGCAGCAGCAGCAAUCAGCGGGCGGUCCCCAUCGGUCCGUGUCGGGCCCGACGAAGCUGACCGUGCAGAGCUCCCCGGUGAAGGCGCAGCCGGCGAUGGUGAGCUCGGGCCUGGACAAGUCGUUGCUCAGCGGGGCCCCCACGGGCACGGGCUCGAACGAGCUGGCGAACGGCAAGCGGCUAGCGGGGGCCGUGAUCAGCAGCGUCACGACGAUCAACGAACAGGUCGGUGCGGGCAACAGCAACAGCUCCAGCAACGCCAGCAGCGUCAGCCACCUGAAGCAGCACUUCUCGCCCCAGAGCCACCACGCGGUACCGGCCGCUUACCACCACCCACCGCCGUCCGAUUGUGGCGGAGCCCAUCCGGCGCCCGGCGGUGGUGGAGGCCCGGGCCCGGGCCCUCAGUCCAAGGGUGGUGCGCUGGGGAUCACGCGGUCUCACCAUCACGCCGGAACGCACGACUUCCGGGGGCUGCAGCGGGUCAACGAGUGCCACAGCUCGUCGGACGAGAACCGCUCGUCCGGCCACGCCAGCAUGUCCGAUACGGGGCACGGGAGCAGCUCCCCGGGCGGCGGCAACCGAGCCGGGGGGCCACUGGGGCCCCUGCCGGAGGAUCGGCUGGCGGCGGGCGUUACCAACCGGAGUGCCCGGUCGCGGGCCAGCUCGAACCACUCGCGGUCACGGCACCGGGCGACCCCAGCCAAGAUCCCGUGGGGUGGCGGCGGCCUCGAGGACAUCAAGAUGGCGAUCCAGCAGCUGACGAUGCGCUCGCACACGUCCACCUCGACGUACAGUAGCCUGAGCGCGGGCUCGGAGAGCUCGGAACCGGUGCGGAACCGGCUCGGGCGCUACAGCUCCCUGGAGACGGUCAACACGAACGUGACGAGCGCGGACGAGUUCGUGUGGGUGGACUCACACAACCGGCUGGUGGAGCUGCAGCACCCGCCGUGGAGCCAGCACUGCGUCCUGCGCGUGAUCCGCACCGGCCGCUGCCGGGACUACGCCGAGCGCGUAUCGGUCGAGGCGGUGCCGCGGCUCGGCUAUCUGCUCCAGCGCGCCCUGGUGCGGGUCGCCCGCGAAGUCCAGCGCCUGUCCGGGAGUCUGGGCCUGUGCUCCAAGCACGAGGUGGCCGGCGCCUUCCGGAUCGUCCUCUCGCCGGCCCUGUCCGACUCGUGCAUCAAGGCGUGCCUCCGGGCAGCGGCCAUGUUUGCGGUGCCCGGUGACAGUGCGCUCCGGCAGAGCAAAUCGUCCCGGGCCGGUCUCCAGUUGCCGGUCGGGCGCUUCCACCGGUGGAUGGCCGACGCCCGGUUGGGCCGCUUCGUGCACGAGUACGCCGCGGUGUAUCUGUGCGCCGGGCUCGAGAACCUGCUGGAGGAGAUCUUCCUCCAGUGUUUGCCGGCGGCCGCGGAUCAGUCGGCGGCCCUGACCGCCACCGGGCUCGAGCACGCGAUCGCCGGCUCCGGGGAUCUGUGGGGCCUGCUGCAACCGUACGCCCAUCUGAACGCGGGCCGAGUCGCAUCCGGAGCCCUCACGAUGCCCCGCUGGGCUAGUCAAUCGUCGAUCAACUCGGCCAGCGGUGGCCCCGCCAGCAGCUCGAGUGCCCUCGAGCCGUGCCUGCUUACGACGUGCGUCGGCAGUCUGGGCGAGCUGAAGGACCUGGUCGGGCGGGCGCAGCAACGCAGCCAGCACGUCGCCCUCUCGCAGACCGCGUUCCGGGUGCUGUUCUACUUCAUGCGCUGCUCCCAGCUCGAACACAACGACGUCGGCGUGACCUCGGGCGGUGGUGGCGGCAGCGGCGGCACCGGUGGCGCGGUGGUCAACAACAUCCAGGAGCUGUGCUACGAGCGGGCGUACGUCGUGUUGCCGCCGCUCGUCGAGUGGCUCCGGGUUUCGUCCGCGCACGCCGAGUACCGGCACGCGCUCCUGAUCGACAAGGACGACAUCAUGCAGGCCGCCCGGCUGCUGCUCCCGGGCGUCGACUGUCCGCCGCGUUUGAUCGCCUCCGAGGAGGAGCUGCCCUCCAAGCGGACCACCGGCUGCGGGGGUGGUGGCCUCUCGCAGGCCCACAGCCUCGUCGGCACCUCGUCCAAUCACUCCGGCCAAACGCAGCCCCUGCACGGUUCACUAUCCUCGAACUCGUCCACAUCCACCACCGGCAGCAUCGAGGACUCGAGCGAGUGCGGUCGGCGGGCCACGUACGCGCUGGCCUUCCGGCUCAUGCUGACCGGCCGGCCGGAACUGCUGAUCCAGGCGCUGUCCCUCGUGCCGCCCACGACCCGCUACGACACGCUCAACCACCAGGGCAUGACGGCGCUGAUGAUCGCGGCGGUGCGCAACGACGAGACGGCCAUCCAGACGCUGCUCGAGGCCGGCGCCGACCCGAACGUGGAGGUGCCGGCCUGCGGCGCCCACCCGAGCUGUCCCGCCAUCCACCCGGAAACCCAGCACUGGACGGCGGUCACGUUUGCGGCGGCCCGCGGCAACUACCAGGCGCUGCGGAUCCUGCUCGAGCGGAAGGCCCGCGUCGAGGGGGGCGCCCGGCUGAGCGAGGACAAGUGCACCCUGACACCGCUCCAGGUGGCCAGCGGGUCCGGCAUCGUCGAGGUCGUGUCGCUCCUGCUCGCCCACGGUGCCCACGCGUUCCUGUCCACCCAACAGAAGGACCUGCUCUGCUUCUCCGGCACGGCCCAGCGUGGCUGCUACAGUGCCAUCUCGGUCGCUGCAGCCCACGGGCAGCGGGUAACGCUACGGAAGCUCCUGUCGCAUCCGCUCGCCCCCGGCAGCCGCGAGGUCCUGUCGCUGGAGGAGAUGCUGGCCGAAGGCGACGGAAACACGCGCACCCAGCUCGACCGCCAGCAACCGGAAGCGCCACCGACGCUGAACAAAACGCAAAUCAAAAGUCUUCAAGAGGCCAUGUACCAUAGUGCGGAGAACAACCAUCUAGAUAUUACCAUCGAGCUGAGGGCGCUGGGCGUUCCGUGGACCCUGCACUGCUGGAUGCACGCGCUGGCGGCCGCGCACGAGCUGCGCCUGGACGCGGUCAUCGAUCAGCUGCUGCAAGACUUUCUGCAGGUCUGCCCCGACGAUUACAGCCAACAGUUUGUGACCGAGUGUUUGCCGCUGUUGUUCAACAUUUUCCGCUACAGCAAGAAGGAAGGCACCACGCUGCUGCUGGCCGACAUCUUCAGCACCUGCUUCGGCUGGGAGCCGAUCAAACCGAUCAAGGAGCCCGUCCUGCAGCCCUCGAACGGAUCGCGCAUCGAUCCGAAGUUCGUCAACAAUCCCGAACUGAGCGAUGUCACGUUCCGGGUGGAAAAUCGCAUCUUUUACGGACACAAAAUCGUUCUCGUCACCGCAUCUCCGCGUUUGCAGAGCAUGUUGAGCUCGAAGUUGAACGAAGGAACGGGCACUCCGACCGUGCAAAUCAACGACAUCCGGUACCAUAUCUUUGAGUUGGUCAUGCAGUUCCUGUACAGUGGCGGAUGUAGCGCGUUGGACGUGGCGGCGGGCGACGUGCUGGAGCUGAUGGCGGCGGCCAGCUUCUUCCAGCUCGAGGGGCUGCUGCGCUACACCGAGGCCCGCUGCUCCGAGAUGAUCGACAUCGACAACGUGGUCGCCAUGUACAUACACGCAAAGGUCUACAACGCUCAGAAGCUGCUGGAGUUCUGCCAAGGUUUCCUGCUGCAGAACAUGGUGGCCCUGCUGACGUACGACGAUUCCGUGAAGCGGUUGCUGUUCGCGAAGAAAAUUCCGAACCAUGACGUGCUGACCGGGCUGCUGACCACGCUGCAGGCGCGCAUCAAGGUUCGCCGGAAUGGGGCCAACGCGGCAAGCAACGGAGGCGCAACAUCCAACGGCGGUACACCGAAUGCGGCCGCCAGCCGCCCCACGGCGUCGAACGGUGGCAGCAGCAAGUCCAAGUAG